Penicillium coprophilum is the source of this 1191-nucleotide messenger RNA. Its product is annotated as Winged helix-turn-helix transcription repressor DNA-binding. Bases 1 to 1191 code for a protein of 396 amino acids. The record is from RefSeq and is a predicted model, not a curated record. The transcript is spliced from 2 exons. Gene Ontology annotation, molecular function: O-methyltransferase activity. NCBI's taxonomy places the organism in Eukaryota, Fungi, Ascomycota, Eurotiomycetes, Eurotiales, Aspergillaceae.
AUGGAUGCCUCCAAAAUCCUCAAGCAACUUGCCUGCGCAGGAGAUGCAUUCAAGGAAAAUGAACCCGGUUCACGAGAAGAGCUGAUUGCACAAAGCCGUGCGCUCAUAGCCGCACUCGAGCUGCCAAGUGAGUUUAUCCUGCAGACUCUCUGGGCAGAGCCCGCCCGAUCUGCAAUAAUCCGACUCGCUGUGGAUGUGCAUCUAUUCCAACAUAUCAAAGAAGCAGCUCCAGCAGGUCUCAGUCUGGAAGCUUUAUCGCAGAAGACUGGCGUGGAACUUGACCUCCUUACCCGUCUAAUACGGCACUUGGUCGCUGUGAACGUGCUUGUCUUCCACCCAGAUGGGAUCCACGGCACAGCACUAAGCGACAGUCUCGCCGAUGAACGAUAUCAGCACACUAUUCUAUGCUGCUAUGACGUCGUGUGGCGAACGCUCGAAAGCAUGCCGGCUUACUUUAAGAACAAUGCAUACCGCUCUCCAACUCCGGGAGGUACGGACGGACCGUUCCACCAAGCGUAUGGGACGAACCUGGGACUUUUUGACUGGAUUAUUGCCACGCCGUCCCAGCUGCAGAAUUUUGAUGCACUUAUGAAAACCUACCGUGCUGGGAAGGUGAACUGGUUUGCGGAGGGGUUUUACCCAGUUUCCCAGCGGCUAGUCUGCGGGUUUGAUUUGAAAAUUGGUGACGCUUUCCUAGUGGACGUUGGCGGUGGUGAGGGUAAUGAUGUUGCUGCUCUUGUGGCGACUUUCAAAAGUCUGCCUGGGAGGGUUGUGGUACAGGAUCGUGAGCCUGUUAUUGCGAAUGUUUUGAAUGGGACCGAGGAAAUGGCGUUUGAGGUGCAGUCCCAUGAUUUCUUUACGCGGCAGCCGGUCAAGGGUGCGAGAGCCUAUUUUUUGCAUUCUAUUUUGCAUGAUUGGUCUGACAACGAUGGUGUGCGGAUUCUGGAGAAUCUGGUUCCAGCUUUGGUCAAGGGAUAUUCGCGGGUUCUACUGUAUGAGAUUGUCGUGAGUGAGGAGAAACCGACGCUAGCGGCCACGACGAUGGAUUUGGUCAUGAUGUCUCAUUUUGGGACAAGGGAGAGGACGGAGAUGGGGUGGAGGCAGAUUUUGGGACGAGUUGGGUUGAAGGUUGUUGGGAUUUAUACUUAUCCUGGGGUGGCGGAGAGUUUGAUUGAGGCUGAGCUAGCAUAG